Molecule: messenger RNA, 351 nt
Organism: Closterium sp. Naga37s-1
Lineage: Eukaryota; Viridiplantae; Streptophyta; Zygnematophyceae; Desmidiales; Closteriaceae
Source: the annotation of a GenBank genome assembly
AUGCGCAUGAAGAACAGGUACUUAAACUUUUCGCCGGAUCAUCACUUCGGGAGUGGAGAGAAGAUGACACUGAACGACUUCAUUCAGCGCCAUCAGAAGAUGGACAAGCGGGAGGUGAAGGCAGAGGGCGUGGACAGUGACGGCAACCCCGUGAAAUUCACCUACACGCUGCACGAGAAUCCCAUCGAAGGGCAGGAGCCGGACGGAGAUGUAACGGCUUGUGUCGAGCUGUCGCUGAAGUUUGUGCGUGCUGUCGACAAGGAGCUGGAGUGGCGGAUGAAGGACCUGGAGGAGCUGGAGGGGUGUAAGCUAUUUCGCGUUGUUUUCCCAUCUGCUUCUGCUUUAUUCUGA